Anthonomus grandis grandis is the source of this 4322-nucleotide messenger RNA. Its product is annotated as regulator of G-protein signaling loco. Lineage: Eukaryota; Metazoa; Arthropoda; Insecta; Coleoptera; Curculionidae. The record is from RefSeq and is a predicted model, not a curated record. Bases 145 to 4182 code for a protein of 1345 amino acids. The transcript has 9 exons. Gene Ontology annotation, molecular function: GTPase activator activity; protein binding. Gene Ontology annotation, biological process: signal transduction.
UGAUGUGUACUGAGUGCCACUACUAAUAAAUAUUUCGAAAAAAAAACAUAAAACUUCGGAUUUUAAACUUAUUACGUGUUUGAUUAGUGCCAAAAUCAAUCAUUAAUUGACUCUCGGUCCUUUUUAAUUAAACUUAACGUCGCGAUGCAUCAAAAUAGACGUCGAAAAAAGCGGCCAAACUAUGGCCUGAGGACAGUGGAAGUGAUGAGGGGCCCAAAUGGAUUCGGUUUUACGAUUUCAGGUCAGCAACCGUGUAUUUUGUCUUGUAUCGUCGGAAAAUCGCCCGCGGACCAGGCGGGCCUUCGCGCCGGUGAUUUCCUCAUUUCAGUGAAUGGAAUUCCAGUGUCCAAAAUGGCUCAUGAUGCAGUUGCUAGCCUCAUUAGCAACUGUGUGGGCCCCAUUAAGAUCACCAUCGCGGAAAAUUAUUAUUCGGAUAGUAGCGAUGAUGAAUUAGAUGGUGGUAGAUUUGUUGGGAGGAAACCCAAGUAUAUGCACAAGCCUAGACAGUAUAGAAGACCACAUAAAGGUAUUACUGUUGAGCCGAAUGAUAAAACUGUCUCAAAAGUAAGGGAUCAUAUUAUAAAGCCCAGUACAAGUGCUAAUUUAUAUGAGGAACAAGAUCCUAGCCCAAAUGUAUCUUUAAAUGUAUCCAAUUCUCUGCCAAUGGAUGAUGAAGGAGGUCCUAUAGAAUAUAAGGCCUUAAUAGGUUAUUUAGGAACAAUAGAAAUGCCUAAGCAACUAUUGCCCAACUCUCGUUUACAAACUGUUUGCAACUGUAUUAAGAGACUGAGACAAGAAAAACGAACUCCCACAACUGUAUUAAUGACCAUUUUACCUACAUGCCUAACCUUAAAGAAUUCUGGUAACCAUAUAAUUGCUAUUUACCCUACUAAUCGUGUUGUUUAUGCUGGCUCACCCACUGAUAAAGAAUCCAGGUAUUUUGGCAUUGUAACAAGCGCAAUGUCAGAAAAUAAGCCUGUUAACAAAAACUGCAAGACUGAUGUAGAUAUUUCUAACAGCUGUCAUGUUUUUGUAGUAGACUCCAAAAUAGUAGAUCAUCAAAUCCAUAUAAAUAGAGCUGAGAAUUUCCGAAUAGUGUGCACUCCAGAUCCAACUACAGCAGCUUGCUUAGAGUUUCCCAGGAGUGCAUUGUAUGUAGUAAAUUUAAUUCAAACAAUUUAUAAGUUGCCUAAUGAGGGUGCUCAGUUAAAUGAGCAAAAUAACCCAAUAAUGGCAAACUCACCACAACCAAGUGCCUCAAGUAAUUCUGACUCUGGAAUAGGGUAUAGGGAUGAUUGUGGAAAUGUAAGUGAUAGAAUUUUGGUAGUAGAAUUCCCUACUUAUCGCCCACAGAUUAUCAAUAACAAUAAAAAACCACAUGUGAACAAUAGGCCACAGGGCAUCAAUGGCAAUGACUUUCCAGAGAAUUUAUUUGACCUGAAACAUUCUGGUAUACAAUUAAAUAAUAAAAGCCCUUAUAAAAAUAGCAAACCUGAAACAAUUGCAGAGGCUAAACAUUUCAACAAUUUGAACAAUAUCAGGGUAUUUGAUAAUAUUAGGAACCAUUUUGAAUGCAACUCUGGGCUGUUACAAAAGCAUAAUAAUGAUGAGCAUGUAAGGUUGAAUGGUAGGAUUGUUUUAGAUGGUAAUGAGCAUUCUCCGAAGUCUUGUCAUGCUGUGAGGUAUGGUGAUGUAGACUCUGGCCUGACCUAUAUAGAAUGCCCUGUCGAUGUACCAUUAACCGACCUUUCUGUUAAAGAAUGCAUGGAUAAGGACAUUCCUGAUUUUAAGAGUUCCACAGAUGAAGUGUCAGUGCAAAGUUCAAAAAGUGUGGACAUAGGAAAUUUGAUACAAAUUUUCAGAGUGCCUUUUGAGUCUCGGAAGGCUAAAAAGCAGCUUAAACUAAUGCAUAGCUGCGAGAAUAUUGAUUUUGAGGACAAAUUGAGUCCCAAUAAAGUGUAUGAAGUGGCAAAGACAAAUUAUAGUUGUGAAGAAUUGAAUAAGCCAGAGUUAUAUGAAGGGAAAUUCUGUUAUGGUAGCCUUCAGAACCUCACCAGCUGGGUAGAAAAUGACAAGCCAAGGAGGUCAAUUGUUGUGCAAAGUGAACCAGAUGUAAGAAUCAACAGGAACAUGUUGUGUGACCGGACCGGUGGCGGGGUCGGUUGCAAAAGGAAUGAGGGCGAAUCCCCCACGACCUGGGCGGCCUCCUUCGAGAAGCUGCUGGAGGAUCCUGUAGGACUACACGCUUUUGCGGAAUUUCUCAAAAAAGAGUUCAGCGCCGAGAACAUCUACUUCUGGGCGGCCUGCGAGCGGUACCGGCGCCUUCCCACCCACUCGGAACGCGUACUCGAGGCCCAGCGGAUUUUCCACCAACACGUGGAGAGUGGCGCCGUAGAGGCGGUAAACGUGGACGCCCACGCCCUUCAGACUGCCGAGCAGGGUCUUCCCGAGGCGGGAUCGGGAAUAUUUGACAUUGCUCAGUCGCAAAUAUUCAAUUUGAUGAAGUUCGACAGCUAUCCGAGGUUCUUGAAAUCGCAACUGUAUAAGCAGUGCCUCGGCGGGGAGAUGCCUAUGAUUAGCUUUGAUUCUAGACUAUCGCUUCACAACCACCCACAACUACCACUUAGUACUCCGUCGAAACUCAAAAAAUCUCUCAGCAAUGCAGAAGACAGACGCAGAAAAUCGCUGCUGCCAUGGCACAGAAAGAACGCAGCGAACCAAAGAUCGAAGUCAAAAGACCGCAACGAGUUGGGCGUGGCAACGCAGAAGAGCUGGGACGGCGUUCUUACCGUUUCCGGCGAGGAGGGAAGGCGACUUCUGAGCGUAAGCGAUGUGAGGGACGUGCACUCGAGCCAUUCUUCGCUUACCUCGCUGGAUCUCGCUGCUAGUCAGGACGUUCGAACUGAAAACUCAGAAUCGAGAACGUCAUUAUGCAGGGUACUGUUAAGUAACGGCAGUACCACUGUGGUGCAAAUAAAAGAAGACGAGACCAUCCAAGAGUUGAUUGCGCGACUGUUAGAAAAAAGAGGAUUGACUUACUCCUCUUAUGAAGUGUUUACCAACAAACAUCCAAAAGCCCUAAACAUCACAGAUCCAUCCACCACAUUGGCAGGCUGUGAAGUUACCAUAGAGCAAAGAGUGGUAUUCAAACUCGACUUACCAAACCGGAAAAUCAUUUCGGUUAAGUCAAAGUACACGAAGAACAUCGUAGAUGUCUUAAAACCGAUAUUACAUAAGUACAAAUUUAAUUUAGAAGAGGUGGUAGUCACCAGGUUUGGAGAAUCUGUGGAUAUAAGUUUAUCAGUGACUACAAUCGACAAUGCUCGGUUGAAUAUUCAGUUAAAAGAUACAGUGAUGUGCACAGAUCAAACCGUCCCAGUGCUAAAUGUGAAUAAUGUUAAGAUUGAUAAACUAGAAGAAAUUACCAAUAAAGUAUAUGAAGGUAUUUUGCAAGAAAAGUCAAAAAAUGAAGCUUUACAACCAAUGUGUAGGUCGGAUAAAGGAUCCGUAAAGAGCGAAGAUUGGGGCUCCGAACAUUCUUCGCUGUUGGGCAAGUUUUUACGGAAAGAUUCUGGAUUACAUGGGGAGAAGAAAAAAAAAGUGUCAUGCCAAAGGCCGAAAUUGCCCAGUGAAAGUUGGAGCGGUGGAGACAACAUUCGCGAUAAGAAACCUUUAAUUGCUAAACUAAAAGCCGGAGCGAACAAGUUGCAUGUUGGGGCGUGUAGUGAGAGCGAUGAAUUGGUCGAAGGCCUAACACGAGCGCAACGCCGUCUAGAGGAUCAACGAGGGACCGAAAUAAACUUCGAGCUUCCCGACUUCCUUAAAGAUAAAGAAGAGCGAUUAUUGCAUCAAUCCCAGUACCCUUCCGACACGCCUGAACAGGACUCGCACCCCAAAAUGGCCUUAACAAAGACUCUCGUCAUUCACCCAAAUUAUGAAAAUCAGCACGUUACCCCAGUACCUAAUAAAGCAGACUCUCCAGUGAAAUUAAAGGCGUCCAGUCCGGAAAAAUCAGUAUUAAGUCUUAGUCCGAAAUCGGAGCCGCCACCCUUACCGCCCAAACCAAAAAUCGUGCCGAUAAAACCAGCGAAUUGGGGCCAGGCGGGCUUUUAUAAAGCGAACCAGGCAGCAGAGAAGAGAGCGGAUUUGUUUCUCGAGCAGCCGUCUAGCAGCUUUGUGUAAUAUUAGUAUUAGAGGAAAUUUAGAGUAUUGUGAUCAAGUGUGUGUUAAAGUUAAACAUAUUUUAUAUAAUAUAAUUUAUUUAUAUGACGGAAUUCAUAACUAACAAAAGUAUUAUUAAAUUAAUAAAGUUUGUUUUUUUU